AUGAGCAACCUGCCGGAUUGGGGCCGCAGAAGGAGCCGGUCUCUGGACGGCUCCCGCGGCACGGGUACGGGCACCUCUCGGUCCGUGAGCCCCGAGGGACCAUCGAGACAGCCAUCCACGGGAGAUCUGCAGUGCUCCGGCCGGGCAAGAGCUUGGUCAGGGUCCGUGUCAAGUACCGGUCAACGUUGGCCGGCCGAGUCAGAGGGCGAAAUCUGCCUGCUUGGCAUGAGCGACUCUGAGGAGGACAAGGCCUCAGAAGAUUUGGAGAGGAACGUCGUGGCUUCCGCGAUUAUGGAGGGUGGCGGCGGUGCCUUUUCGACCUCCCGCAUCGAUGCGGCGAAGCUGGGCCUCCCCGACUUCGAGUCUGACGCCCCGCCGCUGUCUCGGCGAACCUCGGAGAGAUCCCAGGCGUCGCCGAGAAUGUUCUCACCACUGAUUGCCCAGUUGAAUCCAUUCCAGCCUCCCAACCUGGAUCUGCCUGAGCCCGAUCCUGUCGCCCAGAAUGAGGAGCCCUCUGCCCCACAGGAUAGUGUGAGCAAGCUGGUGGAGGAGAUGGGGGACCUCGUCUGCCAACUGCAGCAACGGCAGGAGCUUGCGAUCGUGUCGGAAGAAGCCUGCCAAGAGGAGAGCUGUUCCAUCGGCUUGGGCUUCUGCGAGAGUUCGCAGGUCUUGUACCGUGAGAUCCACAUUCACGCAAUAAAAACGUGA
Effrenium voratum is the source of this 708-nucleotide messenger RNA. The record is from the annotation of a GenBank genome assembly. Lineage: Eukaryota; Dinophyceae; Suessiales; Symbiodiniaceae.